Vicia faba (fava bean) is the source of this 942-nucleotide messenger RNA. The record is from the annotation of a GenBank genome assembly. NCBI's taxonomy places the organism in Eukaryota, Viridiplantae, Streptophyta, Magnoliopsida, Fabales, Fabaceae.
AUGGCACUGACCAACAACAAUAUUCUAUAUAGUUCAAUCCAUAACACCAAGUUCCAAACUUGUGUUUUUGAUGAGACAACAAUGGAGAUUAACACUGUUAUGUCUCAUGGUAUCAAUGAAGAAGAAGAAGAAGAUGGUUCACAAAGCAAUGAAUCAGCUUCUGCUUCUGCCACUACUCAUUCUUCUACCAAAAAAGGGUAUGUUUAUAACACUACAAGUUAUGAACUUGAAGAAGAAGAGUCUUUGAUUAAUUUCAAAGGUGAUGAUGAUAAGUUUUAUGAGAAUCUCAUACAAAGUAGUGAAUCUUUGCUUAGUUUUCAGCAGAGCUGGAAUAUGGCUUCCAAUGAGAACAAUUUGCAACAAUGGAAUCAUCUUAGUCCUAAAAGCAUCACAAAUUUGUGCAUGGUGCAAGGUUUCAAUGGCUUUGAAACUUCUAGUGGAAGCUAUGGAUCCAUAUUCAAUAGUGCUAAAGAGAAGCAAAAUGGUGAAAGUUCGUGUGGGUGGCUAUACUCAGAUCCAAAUGUCCCUUGUGAUGAGGAUGAUAGGUUAAUAAAAGAGUCGGAAACUCAUUAUUCCUUCGCGAAGAAGCGUUCUUCAAUGGGAGAGAACAUGCAACCUGCUAAUGCAAAGAAGCCAUGCACAACUGCAAGUAAAACGGCGAAACCGAAGUCAAAUCCAUCCAAAGAUCCUCAAAGUGUUGCUGCUAAGAAUAGAAGAGAGAGAAUAAGUGAGAGGCUCAAGAUCCUACAAGAACUUGUUCCCAACGGUUCCAAGGUUGAUUUGGUUACUAUGUUGGAAAAAGCAAUUAGUUAUGUGAAGUUUCUUCAGUUGCAAGUCAAGGUGUUGGCAGCUGAUGAAUUUUGGCCUGUGAAUGGUGGAAAAGCUCCUGACAUUGGUCAAGUAAAGCAAGCAAUUGAUGAAAUACUUUCAUCUCAAAGAUGA